AGGCGAGUUCACCUUCCAAGACGGGUCCACGUACGCAGGGGAGUACCUCAAGAGCGGGGAGUCCAUCUGCAUGCACGGCGAGGGCAUCCUCAAAAUGGGGCCAGAGACCUUCCAGGGCUUCUUCGAGAGGGGCCUGUACAAGCGCGGCAAGUUCACCAGCUGCAACGGCUCCGUCUACUCGGGCAGCUUCCUCGCGAACCGCUUCCACGGGGUGGGCGAGUACACGUGGCCCGACGGCCGCGUCUACUCGGGCAUGUGGAGCGGCGGCGAGAUGCAUGGGAUGGGGGAGUUCCUGAACUUCUCAAUCGGUGACCUCAAGGCCUUCUCCGGCUUCGCUGUCCACGGCGAGUUCGCGUCCAGCUCGGAGGAGCAGAAGGAGGC
Molecule: messenger RNA, 381 nt
Organism: Prorocentrum cordatum
Lineage: Eukaryota; Dinophyceae; Prorocentrales; Prorocentraceae
Source: the annotation of a GenBank genome assembly